This is a messenger RNA of Larimichthys crocea (large yellow croaker), 1281 nucleotides long. RefSeq names its product purinergic receptor P2X, ligand-gated ion channel, 4b (gene p2rx4b). Lineage: Eukaryota; Metazoa; Chordata; Actinopteri; Sciaenidae. Gene Ontology annotation, biological process: response to ATP; calcium ion transmembrane transport. Gene Ontology annotation, molecular function: extracellularly ATP-gated monoatomic cation channel activity; ATP binding; purinergic nucleotide receptor activity. Gene Ontology annotation, cellular component: plasma membrane. The coding region runs from base 1 to 1182 and encodes 393 amino acids. The record is from RefSeq and is a predicted model, not a curated record. The transcript is spliced from 12 exons.
AUGAGCUACUGCAAGAGCUGUCUGCAUUAUUUGCUUGAUUAUGAAACACCCAAAACACUGGUUAUUCCUAACUUUGGGUUAGGAUGUGUCUUCAGGUUCACCCAGCUUCUGGUGCUGCUGUAUGUGGUGGGGUAUGUGUGUGUGGUGCAGAAGGCCUACCAGGAGACAGACUCUGUCCUCAGUAGUGUCACCACCAAAGUGAAAGGCUUUGCCUAUACCAACACCUCUGACAUGGACCCCCGAUUUUGGGACGUGGCUGAUUAUGUUAUCCCACCAAAGGGUGAUAAUUCAUUCUUUGUGUUAACAAAUUUGGUUGUUACACCAGAUCAGACUCAGUCCAGAUGUCCUGAGCUUCCAAACCCAUCAACUGUUUGUCAGGAUGACUGUGACUGUGUCGAGGGAUACAGUAAUCCUCGAGGAAAUGGUAUACAAACAGGGUUGUGCGAGAACUAUUCCACAACUGUCCAGACCUGUGAAGUGAUCUCAUGGUGUCCUCUUGAAAUAGACAGCAAGCUGCCUGAACAAGCCCUGCUGGCUGCAGCAGAGAACUUCACUGUGUUGAUCAAAAACAGCAUAACAUACCCGAAGUUCAAAGUUAACAGAAGAAACAUACUUCCACAUAUUAACUCCUCAUACCUGAAGACGUGUGAAUUUAAUCGUACAACAGACCCUCACUGUCCUAUAUUCCGCCUCAAACACAUGGUUUCAGAGGCUGGAGAGGAAUUUCAAGAAAUGUCUGCAAAAGGCGGUAUCCUGGGUAUUAUUAUAGACUGGAGCUGUGACUUGGACUGGUGGGCGAGGAAGAAGUGUUACCCCGAGUACAGCUUCCGCAGGCUGGACAGCAGAGAUUCGAUCAAUAAUGUGGCUCCUGGAUACAACUUUAGGUUUGCAAAGUACUUCAAGACCCCAGGUGGAGAAGAAACUAGAACCUUAAUCAAAGCAUACGGGAUCCGGUUUGACAUCAUCGUAUUUGGAACUGCCGGAAAGUUUGGAAUUGUACCAACCAUAGUGAACUUGGGAGCAGCUCUAUCAUUUCUCAGUUUGGUUCCUAUGGUCUCUGACUGGUUUAUGUUGACAUGCAUGAGAAAAAAAGAACUUUACAGCAGACACAAAGUCUCAUAUCUGAAUGAGGACACUGAAACUGAAGCUGUGUCAAUGAGCACCAGCUAUGGAACCCAGUAGCACGGUCACAUCAACGUGGAAGCACUUUUUUUUUUUGCAGUGGAAUCCGAAGCGGCUCUAAUUAAUAAUUAACAUGCAAACAGAUAUCUUUGAUGUCAC